AUCGCCCGUCAGUUAUCAACUUCGCGGCACUGCUGCUGCCCGCCGUCGUCGUCGCGUCUCGCGUGUGCUCCGAGACUUGAUGUUUCAGUGCUUCGGACUUAUCUAACGCCGAUCUAGUCCGCCUGCCCGCCAGGAUGGCCCUCAAACACCCGCUGACCUCUUUGACUGCAUUACUUUUUCUGAAAUACUGCAUUGCUGCAUCCAUGGUGAAACCUCUCAUUAGCAAAAAUGUGUCUGAAUCUGUCAAUGAUAAACUAACUCGUUUUGAUGAAUUUGACUGGGAACUUUGCAAGCUUGUAUACAAUGCCACAAGAGAGAACGUGCUCAUAUCUCCCAUUAGUCUCAAAUUACUAUUGGCAAUUUUGUAUGAAGGGGCAGGCGGAGCAACAGCCAAAGAAAUUGAGGGAGUUUUGCAAGUAUCACCCCAAGAGAAAGGAGAGCUGCGGAAAAGAUUCAGCCAUAUUCUCGGUGAACUCCAUGAAGAAAGUCCAGACUACACCCUUCACUUUGGUACCAGCACUUUCAUCGAUAAGUCGAUCAAACCGCACAGUGAGUUCUCAGGCAAACUGAAGCAAAUUUACAACUCAAGUAUCAUCAAAGUGCCUUUUAAACAGCCAGACAAUGUGGUCGCGGAAGUGAAUUCUUGGGCAAAAUUAGUGACUCAUGGUUACAUUGAAAAAUUCUUGUCCAAAGAUGACAUCUCGGAAGAUGAAGUUUUGAUGAUGGCAAAUAUUCUAUUCUUCAAAGGUUUGUGGCAGAAACCUUUUGAUCCUAGACGUACAGAGCCAAGGGUUUUCCACAUCAAUUCCACUUCUGGUAUCAAAACACCUUUCAUGAACAUGUUUGAUGAAUUUUAUCAUCUCAAUGCAACUGAUAUUGAUGCUCAGAUCCUCAAACUACCAUACCUAGGUGAGGAAUUCUCAAUGUACAUCUUGCUGCCAAACCAAAAAUCUGGACUGAACGAAUUAAUGAAGAAACUUCAUCUUGGACUGCUGAGAAAUCAUUUUGCUCGUUUGACGGAAACCAAAGUGUUUGUCUCUUUACCAAAGUUUUCCUUUGACUCACACACAUUUUUGAAGCCUUUUCUUCAACAGCUUGGAAUCAAAGACAUGUUCAGUGAGAAAGCUGACUUAUCAAAAAUUGCAGCAGAUCCGCAUCACCAACUCGCUGUUACCAACAUUCUUCAGCGAACUGGAAUAGAAAUCGAAGAGACAGGCAGCACUGCUUACGUUAUAACAGAGGCUCACCUAGCAAACAAAUUUGGCGAUUCUUACCAUGAAUUCAUUGCAGACCAUCCAUUCGUUUUCUCAAUUGAACAUGAUAAGGGCAAAAUUCCUGUAUUUUCUGGAAAAUUGGCUAAUCCAACCAACAAGUUCUCUGAAGUUGAAGCAAUAACAACUUCCCCAUUACCUGCUCCUGCCUCGACUGAAGCCCCCAAUGAUAAUGCAUCCACCACCGUCAAAAUGAGUGCUGCACCAGUGGCUGCAAGCUCUAGUGCUGGAGGCAACGGAAGUGGACCUGCAAAUGGACCUGUAAACGGACCUGCAAGUGCGCAUGCAAAUGGACCUGCAAAUGCGCAUGCCAAUAGACCUGCAAGUGGGCAGUCGAAUGCCAGCACAACUACUGAAGACGCCAGCAAUGUGCUAAUUCCAGCGCCUCAAUCACAAGGAGCUUCUAUCGCUGCACCUGGAUCAUCUUAUGCUGCAGUAGCAGGAGGAAAACCCACUGCUUCUUCUGUGGCCCCCAUGGAGUUUCUGAGAGAUUCAUCUUUUGACACCAACCUCUUACAGGCGAUUUUUCUUGCUAAAAGCAAGGAGAAUAUCUUGGUCUCUCCUGCCAGUUUGAAAAUGACACUUGCCCUGCUCUUAGAAGGGGCUAAAGGAGAAACUGCUGCUGAGUUACAAGAUGUAAUGAGAUUGCCCAGGAAUGUUGCUCGAUGGCAAGAGCAGCUCGGGAAUUUCCAUGGAGGCUUAAAGAGGGACACAAAAAAUGUGACAGUUCAAUCAGCAAAUGGUAUUUUUGUAUCUGAGGGUUCAAAGAUCUCCCAUCGCUACCAGUCAGUUGCAUCGAGUAAUUAUGGGUCAAGCGUUGUCUCAGUGAAUUUCAAAGACCCGAAAUAUGUCUCUACAAUUGUUAAUAAUUGGGUGAAUGCCAACACUCGAGGAUUAGUUGAUAAAUUAAUUUCCUCAGACGAUAUUGAUGCUGAUUCAAAGAUGCUUCUAGUCAAUACCCUUUACUUCAAAGGCAAGUGGGAUCUAGGAUUUUCCUCUAAAACAACAUCGUAUAGAUGCUUCAACACGUUCGAAGGAAAAUGCGUACAAACGCCGAUGAUGGAAACCAGUUCCUUUUUUAAUUACACACAAAUACCCUCUUUGAACACUCAAGUCAUAGAGUUACCAUACAAUGAUGAGCGAUACUCUAUGAUAAUCAUGCUACCGCAUGACACAGUUUCUUUCAAUAAACUAGUUAAAGAGCUGCCCGGUGAACAACUAGAGUCAAUUUUAUCAACCAUGCACAUGAAAAAGGUCUUCGUUUUCAUGCCUCGUUUCAGCUGUGAGCACACUUCUCAUCUUGUGCCUAUCUUGCAAGCGCUUGGUCUAAGAGAAGUUUUCUCACAAAGUGCUGAUUUAACAGGCAUCUUUUCAAGUGGUGAGCACCUGAGUGUUGACAAGAUUGUGCAAAAAUCAAAAAUAGAGCUGGACGAACAUGGAGCAGUUGCUGCAUCAGCAACAGGAACUUUUGUGAUUCCACUCAGCAGCUCGGUAGCCACUUUUGAUGCGGACCAUCCUUUCAUCUUCUUCCUCAGGGAUCGAGAGAGUGGCGCCAUUUUAUUUGAAGGUAUUCUCUCAAACCCGCAGGAAUUUUCAGAAAGUGUCCGCCCUAGCGAGUCGCACAUCCAACCUCAGGUUGCCAACAAAAUCCCUCCUCCAGCCUCCUCUGUCUCUGCUGCUUCAAAACCAAACCUGGCACAGUCAACAGAUAAUCAAGGAACUCUACAAUCUUUAUCAACAUUUAUGAAUAGCACGCAGUUUGGGUUCUACAAUUUGAACCAAAAUCAAGGUGCGAAUAAUCUAAGUGGGAGCAAAGAGAAACCGACUGUCGCGCCAAAAAUUCCCGAAAUAACUGGUAACAAACCUAGUUCAAAUAGUCAUGUUCAGAGCACAAAAAGACCUGUAGUGCAAUAUCCUGAGUCUGAGUAUUACCAAAAACCAAUACCUAGUGACCAAGAUGCUAUUUUAUUCUCUGCAAAUCAAACAAAUCAAAAUACAAAUACAAGAGUUCAAAAUCAAAACACAAGGUACAGGCUGCAAGGUUGAUGUCUGUUGUGCCAAUGCAAGCGACAAUGUUAGCUCAUAAGAUGAAUGUAUCAUAGGCCGUGACAGGUGGCCUCCUAUGAAUCAGUUUUCUUAUUCAUUUGUGAGUCUAUGAUAUGAAUAUUGUCCAAUUCCCUCGUUAUUUUUUGUUCAUGCUUUUUGCUAAUUCGUUAACGUAGGUAACUUCUUUGUGAAGUAAUCGUCCUUUUUUGUUAGUUUUUUAUAUCUGCUUUUUGCAAGCUACAUGGAAAAAAUAGCAAAAUGAUCUUUGUUACACCUUUUCGUAGUCUCUGGUUUGAUCUAUAAUUUUCUUGCUUGUCAGUCAAUUUCUUAUUCCAUGCACCUAGGAAAAAUUAGACAUAAGUGUGCACAAUUUUUUUAAGCAUUUUUUUAAAGUUUCAAGCAAAAUGAAUUUACUCUUACACUCUUAACAUGUACUAUAUUGUUCUCCUUUACACUUUCAAAAUGUGUGGAAUAAGAAAUUUCGAAACUGUUUUUCCUAAGUUGGUUUUAUUUAUCUAUCUUUAUCAGUUGGGUUUCAUUGAACUGAAGUCUACUGAAAAAAAGAGUAAAUAUUAAAAAGAUGCUUAAUUACUGUCACAAUACAAAAACUGUAUAUUCUUUUAACAUUCGUAUGAUAGAUAGAACCUCUCUCCACACUGGCAUCCUUAUGAUUAUAGAGAUUCAAUAUUGAGGAGCUUACAUACUGUAAUUGAUGAAGCCAGCAAAUAUUUUGAAUCUGUAAGUUUUUAUUAGCUAUGUAUUAAUGAGCUUUAACAAAUCGAUUUUAUGAUCCCUCAUCACCUGUUUUUUGUGAUUCUCUAUUUUUGUGGAGCAUUAGGCAUUCCUUUUUUUGAACAGCUACUUCCAUUUCAAUCUCAAAUUAUUUCCAGAUCCCUUUUUUUCCUCUUUUUUUUUGUUUUUUUUUUUUUGUGCGUUUUAACCUGGAAACCCCUCUUCAUGAACCAAAAAUUAUUGUAAACAAUUGAUGACCUCCCAGGUAAUGUACCAUUGGAGUGACAAAAUAGAAUUUUUCGACUCCUUAGAACAUUUCUAAGCCAGUAUUUGUCAGAGUGUUUUUACAAAAUUAACAACUCUUAAUAAAAUAUAGUUCUCUACUGAAAGCUUUCUAGUAACUUUCUUGGCAGGUAACUUUCAUACAGCUGUCAGAAUGUAUCUCUAACGUUUAAAACGACAUUCGGAACAAGGAUUAUCACUUGUUGAAUUGAUGACUGAAAUGAGGAUGCUUUAUACCAUUUAAUUUUUCUUGAAAAAUGAAAGCUCUGAAAAACUUUUAAAAUUUCUAACAUUUAAAUGUGCCUUUACAGCAGUUGACGGACUCAAUUGUUAAUCUGUUGUAUCCCAUAGAAAAGUAGAUACAGGCCCUGUAAUUUUAGGGAAACCAUUAUAAUAUCUAAGAAAACAUUUGUUAGCUUUUGUACAAUCCAUUUUAAAUUCUGUGAUAAAAUUAGAAAUUUUUUCCAAGUCCAGUUUUAUUUAUUUAAAUCUGUCUUCUUCAUUUUGUGGCAUUAUUUUUUAAGUGUGUGAAUUUAUUGUAAAUCACAUGGAGUCAUUUUUAGUUUCCUUAAAUCAUUACCCAGUAAUGUCAUUUUGAAAAGUAUGAUCCAGCUAUAAAGCUAGAAGCGUUUGUAAGUUUGAUUCUUUGUGAUUUUCUCUAAAAAGGCGCUGAGUGUCUUUUAACUCUCUUUUGAGUCACAUGCUUACUUUUGUUACAUGUCUAGGUAUAGUUGAAUGAUGCCUUCUCAUAACUGUGAUAUUUUCAUUGCAACUUACUAAAUAUUAUCGAAACAAUUUUAUCUUCCUUUCUCAUUAUUUAAGUUGAAAACUCUACUUGGAUUAAGCAUUGAAAUGCUUAUAUUAAUUGAAUUUUCUUAUCUACUUGUCUCUUUUCGUUCCAUACUUAACUCCCUUUUUUCACAAUAAAUUUUUUGAUGAAAA
Molecule: messenger RNA, 5273 nt
Organism: Bemisia tabaci
Lineage: Eukaryota; Metazoa; Arthropoda; Insecta; Hemiptera; Aleyrodidae
Molecular function (GO): serine-type endopeptidase inhibitor activity
Source: RefSeq, a predicted model, not a curated record